Messenger RNA from Trypanosoma grayi, 1845 nucleotides. Its product is annotated as putative serine/threonine protein kinase, putative,protein kinase. Bases 1 to 1845 code for a protein of 614 amino acids. Gene Ontology annotation, molecular function: ATP binding; protein kinase activity. The transcript has a single exon. The record is from RefSeq and is a predicted model, not a curated record. NCBI's taxonomy places the organism in Eukaryota, Euglenozoa, Kinetoplastea, Trypanosomatida, Trypanosomatidae. Gene Ontology annotation, biological process: protein phosphorylation.
AUGGAGAAAUUCACGAAGGUGCGUAACGUUGGAAAGGGCAAUAUGGGCUCCUGUGCCCUCGCCCGCAACAACGAGGACGGCAAGUACUAUGUAAUCAAACAGAUCGAUCUUACUAAGUUGAGUAAAAAGGAUCGGCAGCAGAGUUUGAAUGAGGCCCAUUUGCUUGGAUCACUGCGUCACCCCAACAUCAUUAACUAUGUAGACAGCUUUCUCUCCAAGAGGUCCGAUCAUCUUUGUAUUGUUAUGGAAUACGCUGAUAGUGGGGAUUUAAGCACACGCAUCAAGAAGACGUACGGCGUUAACUUCCGCGAGACGCAGGUGCUUGACUGGACCAUCCAGUUAGCACUUAGCCUCUCUUAUAUCCACCAGCGCAAGAUCCUUCACCGUGACGUCAAGAGCCAGAACAUAUUCUUGACAAGCCAGAACAUCCUGAAACUUGGUGACUUUGGCAUUGCACGGUCACUUAGCGGCACAUACGACCAGGCGAAGACAUUUGUGGGAACGCCAUAUUACCUCUCGCCGGAGCUCAUUUUGGAACGGCCGUACGACCAUAGGAGUGAUGUGUGGGCGUUGGGAGUGGUGAUCUACGAGCUGCUGACGCUGAGGCAUCCUUUCAACGCAAGCAGUAUGAAGGGACUGAUGCAGCGUAUCCUCAAGGUGCAGUACGAUCCUAUUCCGCAGUUAUACACAGUGGAAAUGCGAAACAUUAUCCCGCGUCUCCUGACGAAGGAUCCGGCGCAGCGCAUCAAGCUUGAGGAGCUCCUCGAGUUGCCAAUCAUGCAGCGUCGGCUGCGAGAAUGGAUGCUAUCGGAUGUGAUGCAAAAGGGUUAUAUUGAGGCGCUGCUCCGGCAGAAUUUAUUGCCGCCUGCCAUCGCCGCACUGAGAAAGUCUGAUACACCAGCAACAACAACAGCACCACCACCAACAACAACGACAGCACCACCAUCGCUACAACCACCAGCACCAACAACAACAACAACAACAACAACAACAGCAGCAGCAGCAGCGGCGGCAGCAGCAGCAGCAUCAGCAUCAGCAUCGGCAUCGGCAUCGGCAUCAAAGGGUGCGGGUGCCCCUUCGCCACCGAUGCCAGCUUUAGUGUCACCGAUGGAUAAACCCUUCGCGCCAUCUACUACACCACCAGUGUUGAGCCCCAAACGCUCUCUUGAGUGCCGCAAUAACUCACUGUCGCUCACCCCGCCUAUACACACACCACAAACCCACUAUCAGCCAUAUUCAAUGCCCCCGCAACGGUCAUCAAGGGAGCCAGUGGGUUUCGCCGCAUUGCAGGGGCCGAGGCGGUCGCAGCAGGUACAGCUCAUGUAUAAAAACAUCAAUGGAGGCUACAAUUCUCCUUAUUCCCCAGCCGACGUGCGGCAGAGGACGCGCAUCUCUCUCUCGGUGCCCCUGCAAGUGGCCCCAGUGGCCAGGCCAUCGCAACGUGGCUCGCUUCACGCGCCGUUGGCCGGUGUUAGCAGUGUGCGGCGUGCCUCACCGGUACCGGGUGCGUCUCGCAUGGCCCUGGACGUGGGAGCGGCAGCAUUUCCCUCUGGUAAUUCGUUUAGCCGACCUUAUCCGGCUCCCCAGGCGAUAGGGGGCGCAGGCCCACUGCCAACAGACACCAACGAGAACAGCGGCUCAUGUCAACGCACUGUGGAGCACCGGGUGCGUAAGCGCGGCCAGCAGGAGUCGGGUGUAGUAACGUCAUGUCUGAACCCUUUCUUUCAUAGACCCUCCAACGGGCCGGCGCCGCUGCCGUACCUUGCGGGAUCUCCAAAUGUAGACAUCAAGUUGAUGCUUCAGCGCGCUGCAUUGGAACGGGCGCAACGACGUGCAUUCUCGUGA